UAUAUUCACCGGCGAUCGCACGACCACCAGUCAAACCGUUAGUGUUCAGCGAUCGAACAGAACGCGCAUCGCAUAAUUAUAUUAAUUAUAGCGAAAUAUACACGUCACCAUCUGUUUUGUAUCGGUAGCAACGAAGAACCGGUGUUAAGGUCAUAAACGAAACAGUCCAACAGCAAAAUGAGUGAAACAAAAGUGCAAGAUAACCCCAAGAUUCUCUCGGGUCCCGUCCUAACGAAUUCGCCCAACGCGGUGCUGUCCAAAACCCUGCUGAAUCGGUACAAGGACCUGCCGUUGCCUGGCGACAAGGUCUUAGCUACUUACAUCUGGAUUGAUGGCACAGGCGAGCAUAUGCGGUGUAAGGACCGAACUAUCACCGGUAUACCCCGAGCUGUGAAAGAUUUGCCAGUCUGGAACUUUGAUGGCAGCUCAACCGGGCAGUCAGACAGUCACAACUCCGACACAUUCCUGGUGCCACGAGCCCUGUACAAGGACCCGUUCCGGCGCGGCAACCACGUGCUGAUCAUAUGCGACACCUUCAAGUACAACAUGGAGCCCACGGCGACCAACCAUCGGGUCAAGUGCCAGGAAGCGGCGGACAAAUGCGAAGACGAGGAACCGUGGUUCGGCAUCGAGCAGGAAUACACGCUCCUCGACGCUGAUCUCAGGCCUUUCGGAUGGCCAAAAGGCGGCUUCCCCCCACCACAAGGCCCUUACUACUGCGGUGUUGGUUCUAACAAAGUUUUCGCCAGAGAUCUCGUAGAUUCACACUACAGAUGCUGCCUCUAUGCUGGUGUGCCAAUCGCUGGCACCAACGCCGAGGCAAUGCCCUCGCAGUGGGAGUUCCAAGUGGGGCCUUCUGUGGGUGUCAGCGCCGGAGACGACUUAUGGGCCGCACGCUACAUCCUGCACCGCCUGGCUGAGGAGCAUGGAGUCAUCGUCAGCUUCGACCCCAAGCCUGUGCAAGACUGGAACGGCUCGGGAGCGCAUACCAACUUCUCUACUAAGAUGAGGCAGUCGAACGGCAUUGUUGAAAUCAACAAGGCGAUAGAAAAACUCUCAAAAACUCACAUGAAACACAUCAAGGUGUACGACCCCCGCGGAGGAAAGGACAACGCGAGAAGGCUGACUGGCAAAUAUGAAACUGCCAGCAUAAACGAGUUCAGCUCAGGUGUGGCCAGCCGCAGCUGCAGUAUUCGUAUCCCGCGACAGGUAGCCGAAGAGAGGAAGGGUUACCUGGAGGACAGACGGCCGGCCUCCAACUGCGACCCUUACGCCGUCAUCAACGCGCUUCUGCGUACCUGCAUCCUUGACGAAUAAGCCAAGUUUCAUGUGCCUUAAUAAGUUAAGCCAUAAGCCAUAGUAUUUACGUUAAAUAAAAUUCUACUAUUAAAAAUUAUAAAAAAAA
Molecule: messenger RNA, 1405 nt
Organism: Leguminivora glycinivorella
Lineage: Eukaryota; Metazoa; Arthropoda; Insecta; Lepidoptera; Tortricidae
Product: glutamine synthetase 2 cytoplasmic-like
Cellular component (GO): cytoplasm
Molecular function (GO): glutamine synthetase activity
Source: RefSeq, a predicted model, not a curated record